Durusdinium trenchii is the source of this 904-nucleotide messenger RNA. Lineage: Eukaryota; Dinophyceae; Suessiales; Symbiodiniaceae. The record is from the annotation of a GenBank genome assembly.
CUCAAGCAAAGAGCACGUGUUUAGCACAUUUUAGCACGCUAUAUCUGUUUCUGUGCGCUUUCACCACUCGCCUCCACUUGGCAGUCCGUGCAGGCUUGUGUCCACGCCGAUGGCAACAGUGGAGGGUGAUUACGUGGCUCCGGCGGCGCGUGACACCUACUUCCAGAAUGAGCCCAAUCUCAUCGCCCCCUUUGACUUCGACUACGACCGGAUUAUCGAGUUUACCACACAGCUGAGAAUGGCGCAGGUGGCGUUCCUGCCGUGCAUGUGGUUCUCUGUAUGUUGCUGCUAUCCAUGUUACUUGAAGCAAAACGUGGAAUGGGACACGCGAUCUCAACACGUGGCCUUGACCAUUGAUGGCAUCCGGUUUGUGAAGGAAAGGAGGAAGACCUGCUGUGGACUGUCUUGCACCGACCAGGGCAGAGAAAGCAAGACGGUCCCCUACGACAAGAUUACCGAUUGUGACGUGCAGGAGCCAGCAGGAACUGCUUGCUGCUGUUGCAUCGAGAGAGUGCUGUCCACGGUCAACGUGGACACGGCAUCAAGCGGGCCGACGGACGGCGGCGUGAGGCAUGAGUUGGUGCUUCAUGGCCUUGUAGAUGCACAUGCGUUCAAGCAUUCUGUUUGGGCCAUGAAACGCCGCCUGGCGGGCACCACAGGCGCUGUGCAGACCUCAAUGCCUGUGAGCUCGCCAGUUCAGCUGGAGAUGCAGCGCAUGGCGCCUAAGAACGACCUGCACACGGCAUUGCUGACAGAAAUCAGAGAUGAACUGAAGCUAAUGAACCAGAAGAUGGAUCGAUGAUUGGCUGUGCACCGCUUGGACCAACUCCCAAGUCUAACAAACUGGGUCGGCUCGCUUUCUUUGCUCAAAGCAGGACUGCAACCCGUCGACCCAGAACCCUGG